Messenger RNA from Thlaspi arvense, 1029 nucleotides. Lineage: Eukaryota; Viridiplantae; Streptophyta; Magnoliopsida; Brassicales; Brassicaceae. The record is from the annotation of a GenBank genome assembly.
AUGAAAUUCCAGAAGGCUAAUUCGGAGCUCUCCUCCACAUCUUCUUCUCCGCAAGAAAAAAACACAAAAGGAAAAAUCCAGAAUCAGAUAACGGAUAUUCUUUCAUCAUCUUCGUGUUCUUCGAUCUUAGACGUUGCCAAUUUCCACUUCUUCCUUGUGGGGGUUCUGCACCAAAACAGCCGCCGAAAGGUGUUUCGUGACUCUGUGUCGAUGGCGGGAUCAGAGAAAACCGCGGAGUUCUCCGGGAAGCCGAAAUCGGCCACGCCGUCGACGUUUUUCAACAGGUCGCUUACAAUUCACGGGAGAACGGUGGAUUCGAGCCCCAAAUCCCACAGCCUCAAUCCUUCUCUGAAUCGUACGACCUCCAUCACCAAAUUCUACAACCCCGUGGAAACAGUGGGGAGCUCUCUUAAAGGAAAAGUCAAGAACCUCUGUAGAUUAUUUGAAGUUUCGAAAUCGGCGAAACCGACCUCAGCUGAUAUCCCUCAGAAGCAGAAAUCAGGGAAGUCGCUUUUAUCGGAGUCGCGGAUAUCACCGUUUUUGAGCUUAAACAACUCGGUGAUUCGUCUUCCCGGGACAGAGGACAGGAUCGUGGUGUAUUUCACUAGCUUGAGAGGGAUUAGACGGACGUACGAGGAUUGUUAUGCCGUGAGGAUGAUAUUUAGAGGGUUUCGGGUUUGGAUAGACGAGCGUGAUGUGUCGAUGGAUUCAGCUUACAGGAAAGAGUUGCAGAUCACAAUGGGCGAGAAAGGUGUGGCUUUGCCUCAGAUUUUCAUCAUGGGCAAGUAUGUGGGUGGUGCUGAUGUGAUCAAGAGUCUGUUCGAGAUUGGCGAGCUGGCCAAGAUCCUCAAGGAGUUUCCGGUGAGGGAGCCAGGGUUUGUGUGCCAUUGUUGCGGGGACGUGAGAUUCCUUCCGUGUUCCAACUGUAGUGGGAGCAAGAAACUGUUUGAUGAGGAUGAAGAUAGGCUCAAGAGAUGCCCGGACUGCAAUGAGAAUGGAUUGAUACGCUGUCCUGAUUGUUCAUCUUGA